UAUGUACCCAUAAACCUUCAUUGCCUUAAUUAACACAAAAACACAUACCCAUAUAUAAAACCCAGAGAGAAAUAGAGAGAUGGGUCACAAGAGUUUUGUGGUUAGUUUUUUGUUCAUUUUGUGUUUGGAGAUUUUAAGGUUCAAUUUCUUGGAGGCUCAAAUGGUGCCAGCAAUGUUUGUUUUUGGAGAUUCACUUGUCGAUGUUGGGAAUAAUAAUCACCUUUCAGUCUCAAUUGCCAAAGCAGAUUUCCCUUUCAAUGGUAUUGAUUUCCCCACAAAGAAACCCACUGGAAGGUUUUCUAAUGGCAAGAAUGCUGCAGACUUUAUUGCUGAGAAAGUUGGGUUACCUUCUUCACCACCAUAUCUGUCUCUCAUCUCCAAAAAGAAUGAUUUAGCUUCAUCUUCUCUAACUGGUGUAAGCUUUGCCUCUGGAGGUGCUGGAAUUUUGAAUGGCACAGAUCAAGCACUUCGUCAAGCAAUCCCAUUGACAAAACAAGUAGCAGAUUAUGCAAUGGUGCGUGAAGCUUUGGUGCAAAAGAUAGGAUCAUCAGCUGCACGAGCUCUUGUAUCCAAAUCACUGUUUGUGGUUGUGAUAGGUAGCAAUGAUCUCUUCGACUACAAUGGAAAAUCUGAUCUACAAGGUAAGUACACCCCGGAGCAGUACCUCAACCAGAUGGCCUCCAUUUUAAAAGAUAGAUUGAAGCGAUUACACGCAAAUGGUGCGCGCAAAUUCUUUUCCGCUGGGGUUGGACCAAUUGGUUGCACUCCAUCACAGAGAGUUAAGAACGAAACACAAGUUUGCAAUGAAGAACUGAAUUCCUGGGUUGUCAACUACAAUCAAGUCCUCAAAUCAAUGUUGGAGCAGUUAAAGCAGGAGCUCCAGGACAUAAACUACUCCUACUUCGAUACUUACACUGUCUUGAACAACAUUGUCCAAAAUCCAACCAAUUAUGGGUUUAGUGAAGUGAAAGCCGCCUGUUGUGGGCGUGGAGACCUAAGAGCUAAGAUACCUUGUGUGCCCGUUGCAAAGUAUUGCCCUAACAGAAGAGAUCAUUUGUUUUGGGAUCUAUACCAUCCAACGGAGGCAGCAGCUAACAUCUUAGUGGACACUAUUUUCGAUGGUCCAUCAGACUACUCAUUCCCCAUGAAUUUAAGACAACUUGUUAGUGUUUAAUCACACAACUAUAUAUAUAUAUAUAUAACAUAAUACGAUUUUAAUGUAA
Molecule: messenger RNA, 1223 nt
Organism: Tripterygium wilfordii
Lineage: Eukaryota; Viridiplantae; Streptophyta; Magnoliopsida; Celastrales; Celastraceae
Product: GDSL esterase/lipase At5g55050-like
Exons: 5
Coding region: 80-1174 (364 amino acids)
Molecular function (GO): hydrolase activity, acting on ester bonds
Source: RefSeq, a predicted model, not a curated record